Sorghum bicolor (sorghum) is the source of this 786-nucleotide messenger RNA. RefSeq lists its product as uncharacterized. NCBI's taxonomy places the organism in Eukaryota, Viridiplantae, Streptophyta, Magnoliopsida, Poales, Poaceae. Bases 1 to 708 code for a protein of 235 amino acids. The transcript has 2 exons. The record is from RefSeq and is a predicted model, not a curated record.
AUGCAUAGGUGGCUGACUAUUCAGUUGCAAGUGAACAAGUUUUGUUCAUGCUAUGAGGCCAUUCAACGUAGGAAUCAAAGUGGGACAACAAUUGAAGAUAAGAUGAACGAAGCGAAAAAGUACUACACUUCACAAGACAAGGACAAGAAAUCUUUUGGUCUUGAUCAUUGUUGGAACAUACUAAAGAAGGAGGACAAGUGGAAAGCAAAGAUGAUAGAACUUGCCGAGCUGGAGAAAGUAGCAGCAAGCAAGAAGAAUAAGAAGGCCACAAAGAAUUCCAGGCCAAGGGAUGAAGGAGCCAAUAGUGAUGAUCAAGUCGUAGCGGUUGGUGAUGAACCUGUAGAAACAGAACCAAGAAAAAGGUCAGAUGGGAUCAAGAAGGUCAAAGAAAAUCAUAGGCGAGGAGGUGGUGAGGCUUGCGUGCAAGCUUUGGACAAGAUGUGGGCAAAAAAGGAGGAGUCGGACAAGGAAAAAGCGAAGGCUAAACAAGAGAGGUUCAUGGCUUCACUUGAAGUAGACAAACAAGCACUAGAGCUAGAGAAGAAGAGAGCUGAUGCGGAACUGAAAAGAGCUGCAGCAGAUUUGCUAAAACAGGAAAAAGAAAUUAUGAUGGCGAACAAGGCUGGUCUUGACACGCUGCAGCUUGAAUGGCUUCAGAUGAUGCAAGAGGAGAUUGUCGCUAAUAAGCGUCUUGGAAAAACAAUUUAGUUUAUGUCUUCUAUGUUCUAUAAUUCUUGAACCUUUAGUUUGAUUUGCUUUCAUAGUCAUCAGAACAUUUUCUUUCAA